UCCUCUCUGCACGAAGCUCCUCCCUCGCCCCUGAUUUUUACUCGCGGCGUCCCCGUUUCUCUCUCUUUUCCCACAUCAUGGCGGACCGCUUCAAUAAGGUUCUGCUACUCGAUGGCAGAGGCCAUCUGCUUGGUCGCCUGGCUGCCAUUGUGGCCAAACAGGUUCUGCUUGGCCACAAAGUGGUUGUCGUGAGGUGUGAGGGCAUCAAUAUCUCUGGGAACUUCUACCGGAACAAAUUGAAGUACCUUGCCUUCUUGCGCAAAAGGAUGAACACCAACCCAUCCCGUGGGCCCUACCAUUUCAGAGCCCCCAGCAGGAUCUUCUGGAGGACAGUGAGAGGUAUGCUUCCACACAAAACAAAACGAGGCCAGGCUGCAUUGGAGAGACUGAAGGUCUUCGAUGGAAUCCCCCCUCCUUAUGACAAAAGGAAGCGUAUGGUGGUGCCAGCUGCUCUGAAGAUUGUGCGCCUGAAGCCAAGUCGCAAGUUUGCCCUGCUUGGCCGCCUGGCCCAUGAGGUUGGCUGGAAGUACCAGGCCAUCACAGCCACCCUUGAGGAGAAACGGAAGGAGAAGUCCAAGAUCCGCUACAACAAGAAGAAAACUGAGCUGAAGCUGAAGAAGCAGGCGGAGAAGAACGUCGAGAGCAAAAUCGCCAAAUACACUGAAGUCCUGAAACAAUAUGGAGUUCUUGUAUAAACUGGCCGUCUUCACUCGGAAAAUAAAUGUUUAUAUAAAGUA
Lepisosteus oculatus (spotted gar) is the source of this 737-nucleotide messenger RNA. RefSeq names its product ribosomal protein L13a (gene rpl13a). NCBI's taxonomy places the organism in Eukaryota, Metazoa, Chordata, Actinopteri, Semionotiformes, Lepisosteidae. Gene Ontology annotation, biological process: translation; negative regulation of translation. The record is from RefSeq and is a predicted model, not a curated record. Gene Ontology annotation, molecular function: structural constituent of ribosome; mRNA binding. Gene Ontology annotation, cellular component: ribosome; cytosolic large ribosomal subunit.